AUGAUUCUUUGUGAAGCGGGCCAGCUUGAAGAGGCAUUGUCCAAACUCGAGGAGAAUGCCACUGUCAUAGUAGAUAAAGUAUCUUAUAUGGAAAGAAGAGGUUCUAUUUUGAUGAAGCUUGGAAGGCUGGAAGAGGCUGAAAAAGUGUAUCGGCAACUCAUUGAUCGGAAUCCGGAAAAUAUAGACUAUUACGAUAGGCUAGAGAACUGCAUUGGCUUAGGUGCUCCCGUUGCCGACCGUAUAGCCAUGUAUGACUAUUUUGCUGACCGGUAUAAGCGUGCUGCGGCUCCUCGACGGCAACCACUAUACUUGCUGGAGGGACCGGAGCUUGCUCAUCGUCUUGAUGAAUGGAUCGUGAAAGGGUUGCGGAAAGGUGUUCCUAGUCUUUUCAAGAAUCUAGUCCCCUUGUACAGCAGUCCUAGCAAGGUUAGCAUCAUCGAGCAAUUACUGCUGGAUUAUGUGAAACAUGUAGAAACGAAUGGUUACCGUGGAGGAUCACUUCAUGGGGAUGGUGAUGAGAUGGAAUCUCCAACAUCUGCUCUCUGGCUCUACUUAUUAGUCGCUCAGCACUUUGAUCGAGUUGGCAAUAUUCCAGUGGCGAUGAAAUAUGUCGAGUCAGCAUAUGCGCACACUCCUACUCUCAUAGAGACAUUAAUGGUAAAAGCAAAGAUAUAUAAGCAUGCUGGAGAUUAUUCUGAAGCGGCCAGGCUCAUGGAUGAAGCCCAAUCUUUGGAUACAGCUGACCGCUAUAUCAACAGUAAAGCCGCCAAAUAUCUGCUUCGUGCUGGACAGAUGGAACGUGCGGAGAAGAUGUGCGGCAAAUUUACUAGAGAAGGUGACAGAGCUUCGACGACUCUUAAUGAAAUGCAGUGCAUG
Molecule: messenger RNA, 876 nt
Organism: Cylicostephanus goldi
Lineage: Eukaryota; Metazoa; Nematoda; Chromadorea; Rhabditida; Strongylidae
Source: the annotation of a GenBank genome assembly